CGCCUGCGCAUAAGAACCCGAGGAACCGAGUCGGGGGGGUAAAGAAGGGGCCGGCCUUCGAGCGACAGCGACGCAAGAUGGCAGCCACCACGGGCUCGGAUAUUUAUUGAGGACCUGUUAUGUCCUCUUGUGAAUCGUGAACAAGAUGGACAUAGCAGCCUCUGUCCAUGAUGAACUUCCAUUCUAGUCAGGGAGAAGUCCAUUAAAGGAGUAAAUAAGCGUAAAAGUCCCUCGCAAUUUCCGACUGUUGGAAGAACUCGAAGAAGGCCAGAAAGGAGUAGGAGAUGGCACAGUUAGCUGGGGUCUAGAAGAUGACGAAGACAUGACACUUACAAGAUGGACAGGGAUGAUAAUUGGGCCUCCAAGAACAAUUUAUGAAAACAGAAUAUACAGCCUUAAAAUAGAAUGUGGACCUAAAUACCCAGAAGCACCCCCCUUUGUAAGAUUUGUAACAAAAAUUAAUAUGAAUGGAGUUAAUAGUUCUAAUGGAGUGGUGGACCCAAGAGCCAUAUCAGUGCUAGCAAAAUGGCAGAAUUCAUAUAGCAUCAAAGUUGUCCUGCAAGAGCUUCGGCGCCUAAUGAUGUCUAAAGAAAAUAUGAAACUCCCUCAGCCACCUGAAGGACAGUGUUACAGCAAUUAAUCAAAAAGAAAAACCACAGGCCCUCCCCAUUCCCCCACAUUUGAUUUAAGCAGUCUUCAUUUUCCACAGUAGUAAAUUUUCUAGAUAUGUCUUGUAGACCUCAAAGUACUGGAAAGGAAGCUCCCAUUCAAAGGCAGUUUAUCUUAAGAUACUGUAAAUGAUACUAAUACAUAAGUUGUGCUAUAACAAAUCAUCCUGUCAAAUGUAACCACUGUCCACAUAGUUGAACUUCUGGGAUCAAGAAAGUAUAUUUAAAUUGAUUCCCAUCAUAACUGGUGGGGCACACCUAACUCAACUGUGAAAAGACACAUUACACAAUCACCUUGCUGCUGAUUACAUGGCCUGGGGUCUCUGCCUUCUCCCCUCCCCUUCCCCCUGCCUCCCUCCCUGCAGCAGCCCUCCAGCUUGGGGUGGCUUGUUAGAGUAGAUGUGAAGGUUUCAGGUCACAGCCUGUGGGACUACUGCUGGGGGUGUGGGGUGCUUCAUCAGCAUCCCGUUUCCUUUAAGUCUUAAAUGAUGCCUCCCUUCCAAGCCAUCAUCCUUCUCUCACUCUCCACUACCACCCUCGGCCGAAGCAUAGAUUGUAACCUCGUCUGCUCCCCUCUGAAAUUGGCCUUUGGUGAGGAAUUCAGGGCUUUCCCCAUAUCUUCUCCCUCCACCUUUACGAGGGGUGCUGCUUUUCCUUCCUCCUCAAAUCCAUUUUUGCACCGUCACCACCCAACACUUGCCAUGACGCUUCCUUGCUUUGGCCAGAAGCCAUCAGGUAGGGUUGGAAAGGGUCUGACUUCCCUCGUUUAGUUUUUAAACCACAUUUAUUUACUCUUCCCCAGCCUGGGAAAUGCAUAUUGGGUCCUCAGCCUUGCCACCCUCUGCUGUCAUCAUCAGCUGAUGCAUUUUUUUUAGCUCAGGUUUUGAUAAAAUGGAAAGAACAGUCACCAGGGUUACUCAGACCUGCCAGCUGUCAAAGUCCUUGGUGGUUAAACUUGGAGAAAGGCCACAGAAGACACUUGUAAGCACACAUGAUCCCUCUGAAUGAAUUGUUUUCUUUUCGUGUAAUUGCUUUUGCUUUUAAAAAUUGAAGAAGUUUAAACAGGGCUCUCCUUUGGUCAUCUUUGCAUCCAUUUGGGUCUAGUUUGGAAUCUGACAACUGGAACAAAAUGAACCUUGAAUUCGGUGCCUACUUUGGCUUUGGUGCUGCUGCUUCUCGCGGUCCUCGGCAGGGAGUAAGAAGGGACUCGGUGCGACGGCAGAUCCCCGACGUUGGCGGGCUUGACUUCCUGGCAGAUUGCUGCGUUUUUCCACUUUUCUGUUCAGGACCACUAAGUGCUGAGAUGUGGAUGCAAACCGAAAUAAAAGCAAUUCAUUGUAUUCUAAA
Manis pentadactyla (Chinese pangolin) is the source of this 2015-nucleotide messenger RNA. RefSeq names its product ubiquitin conjugating enzyme E2 V1 (gene UBE2V1). The transcript has 5 exons. Bases 323 to 640 code for a protein of 105 amino acids. Gene Ontology annotation, cellular component: nucleus. NCBI's taxonomy places the organism in Eukaryota, Metazoa, Chordata, Mammalia, Pholidota, Manidae. The record is from RefSeq and is a predicted model, not a curated record. Gene Ontology annotation, biological process: protein K63-linked ubiquitination; DNA damage tolerance.